Nezara viridula (southern green stink bug) is the source of this 819-nucleotide messenger RNA. The record is from the annotation of a GenBank genome assembly. Lineage: Eukaryota; Metazoa; Arthropoda; Insecta; Hemiptera; Pentatomidae.
AUGGAUCCCAAAUCCUUCCAGUGUUCCAGCAAAUUAUCGGUUAUGUUCGUUCUGUACUUCUUAGGUGCGGUCUUUGCGGCCAGCGGCAACAUCAUCAAGGAAGCCGGCCAGUCGAAGGCUCAUACUAUACCAAGUUUCAUCAAAAUAUGCCACCGAGACGAUCCUCUCUUGGACGAAUGUGUCAAGGAGUCUGUAGAAGAAAUUAGGCCAUAUUUGAAAGAAGGAAUCCCAGAGCUGCAUAUACCUUCCUGCGAACCGCUGGUUCUUCCUGAGGUGGUGAUGAACCAAGGGAGAGGUUCUGUAACAGUUCAGAGCAGGUACACCGAUCUACACAUCUACGGUCCUACCGACUUCAAACUCCACCAAGUGAAGGUGGAUCUGGAUAAAGAUAGAGUUAAGAUAAAGCUCUCGAUUCCCAAACUGCGAACUAAAGGCAAUUACACGAUUUCCGGGAGGAUCUUGAUGCUACCUAUUUCUGGAAGUGGAGAAAGCAGGGGAAACUACUCAAACAUAGAGGCAACAGCGCUCAUACAGGCAGAAAGAAUAAAAAAAGAUAACAAGACCUACAUUCACGUUCAAGACUUCUUCGUCGACUUCACCAUAGGGCACGCCGCGGUACACCUCAGCAAUCUCUUCGACGGGGACAAACAACUCGGGGACGCAAUGAACGAAUUUCUGAACGAUAACUGGAAGAACGUCGCACAGGAGAUGAAGCCUGUUUUGGAAAAGACAAUCGGAGAUCUGUUUAAGAAAUUUGCUAACAGGAUUUACAACACGUAUCCCAUGGAUGUCUUACUACCACUUUCCAAAUCGAAAUAA